GAGCGGCCAAAUGGCGCCAACUUUUCUUUCUUAAGACAACGAGCGGACGGAAGCACUACUCUAUCGAUUGUCGGGAAUCAUAGCUAUGAACAUAACGUUAAUUUAGAGGCAAUGGUCGGCAAACUGGUUGAGGGAAGCGCUGCAAUGCCGCCCUAUAAGGAGCCCGAAGCCAAUCGCAUUAAUCCCAUUGAAUCCAUUAACGAAAGUCCGUUUUGUUCGUAUUUACCAUUUCUGGACACUUCUAAGGCUAAUAUUAACGAAGAGGACAGCGCUUUACUGCUCUCCACUUAUGGCGACGACGAGUUGGGUCUGCAAUACGCCGAAAGCAUAACACAAUUCGCACACGAAACUGAUUAUGUCCUUAAUUUGGUCGACUCUUUGCUCGAUAUCUUAACUCAAGGACAGCACCAGAAGAUUGCACACAAAUUGCGUGAAAAGGUGACUAUCGCUGAAAACGAGGCGACAUUUAAAAAGCCAAUCACUGAGUCGAUCGAUAUCGAGACCAAUGGUAACGGCGUUCAGACACAACUCAACGAAACCGGUUCACUGAUCGGACAGUUAGGAUCACUUCAAUACCAACGCCUGUCCUCUUCUACUCUUCCCAUUAAACCGUCGGCAGAAGAGGAGAAACUG
Messenger RNA from Medioppia subpectinata, 633 nucleotides. The record is from the annotation of a GenBank genome assembly. NCBI's taxonomy places the organism in Eukaryota, Metazoa, Arthropoda, Arachnida, Sarcoptiformes, Oppiidae.